GGUGAACUUCACACAGCUUGCCAGAAUGGAACUCUAGAUGACGUGAUUAAAUGUCUUCAAGCUUCAAAAGGCAACACACAGUGGUAUUAUGAAGGACAGAGUCCCAUUCACACAGCCAUCCUCAGUGGGAGAGCUGACGCGUGUGAAGUUAUACAAGUUCUUCAAGACUACGGAGCCGAUAUCAACGCCCAGACUCGUCCUGGAGGUGACACUGCGCUUCAUCUGGCUGUUCUGCGUGAUGUUUAUCCAAGAAAGUUCGACCUCAUUAAAUAUCUUCUGAAAAGAAAAGCUGAUAUGACGAUCAGAAAUAAGCUUUGUAUUAUAGAUUCUGUUCUAGCUAACCAGGCUGACAGACUUAAAAAAUAUAUCGAGCUGGGUGGUGACCCUAACACUGUAAACAAAGAAGAAGACACAGCCCUGAAUUUAGCCAUCAAAAACCCAAGACUGCGAGACAAUGGGCAGCUUAUCGAGUGUGUUCGGUUGCUUGUCGAUGCUGGAGCCGACUGCAAUAUUCAAGACUGGGAUGGUAAAAACGCGCUGGAACUUGCUGUAGAGAAAGGAUACAAAGAUAUUGUUAAAAUCCUCAGAAACAAG
This is a messenger RNA of Candidula unifasciata, 594 nucleotides long. NCBI's taxonomy places the organism in Eukaryota, Metazoa, Mollusca, Gastropoda, Stylommatophora, Geomitridae. The record is from the annotation of a GenBank genome assembly.